Messenger RNA from Aedes albopictus (Asian tiger mosquito), 10908 nucleotides. RefSeq lists its product as uncharacterized. The transcript has 8 exons. The record is from RefSeq and is a predicted model, not a curated record. NCBI's taxonomy places the organism in Eukaryota, Metazoa, Arthropoda, Insecta, Diptera, Culicidae. The coding region runs from base 2054 to 7075 and encodes 1673 amino acids.
AGUGCAGCAAUUUUUAGUACCCAUUAUUAUCACCUGAUUGUCAGAUUUUCCCGCGCGUGGAUCCAGCAUACUCACACAACCGCGGAAAUAGUAGCAUAGCUCGCCCACGCGUACAUCCUGAAAACCAUGAAUGAAAGGCACAAUAUGAGGGAGAGAACCCACCGGAUUGCUCAGAGAGCGCUUUUCCACCUGGAGCAUUUUCUCCGGUCACUCACUCUACAGCGACAGAAAGGCCACUGACUGGCUGGCUGGAAAAUCCGUAUCCCAUUUUCAGAAACCGAACAACCUUCCGACAGCUCGGAACGACCGGGAAAUAGUCUGCUGUCGCUUACAGCAGCAGAGCGUUUCGGGGACCAUUUCCAGCGGCAGGAGUGGCCAGGAUACGGGUGGCUUCCAGCCCAGCUGCUCCAAGUGUGACUAGGAUCCCUUCGGGCAGCUAGGCAUUUUAAGUGUUGGAGUGUGGAUUUCAAAGCUCACGAGUGAAGAAAGGAAUAAUCAACCGUACAGCUGGAUUUCCACCCUAUCGGGUGUGCAGUUGGAGUGCAGAACCAUUGGCCCUAAUUAAAUGUGGGGCUGAAAACUACGGAAAAAUGCGUUUACCACCGCCCAUUUUCAGGGUGGGGAGCGUGAGAUGUGCAAAUUGUGACAUCGGUUAGUGGUGUUGCUGGCAAUGCAGUGUCUAGUGCUGGGGGGUUGCCUGCUGAGCAUUUGUGAAACAGAUCAAUGAAACAUCGAAGAAGAUUUUCGACGCGAGUGCACGCAUUCCCCACUGUAAACGACAAAAAAAUCGAAUGGGUGCAGCUGCGAAUACUCAUCUCUCAAUUGAACUUUAUUGGAGGAUGUUCUGCAAUUUCCGAAAUAUAAUAACGUAAAAAGUGUUAUCAACUACACAAUACGUUUCAAGCAAGUGUAACGAAAAAUUAUGUUGGAUUAGUGAAAUCGUACGUUUAUGCAUAGAGGGUGGAAACCAAGAAUAAAUUAGAAAUCACCUGAAUGUGAAAUAUACAACAAUCUCACUUAUGCUAAUCCGAUAACCCAAAUUGGAUGGCAAUAUUUGAAUACCGAACGCAUAUCUGAGCGCGCCUCAUAUUUCAGAGUCAGCCCAGACUACGCUAUUAGCGACAUAACGAGAACAAGUGAUGAACUCGCCCCAAAAAUUUGCAAAAGAUGCUCCUUCAAUAGGCAAAGGGGAUUAUCAGAAGAAGAAAUAAAAUGAGAAGAACGGCUGGUACUAGCGUCGAGACGAGUAGUGCAGUGUGCGUGAAGAAGAAGCUGUGAAAGGAAUGUGACCAAGUUGGGAAAUGUGAUCCAGUUCAGGGAUGCCAGUUGGGUGUUUGAUUUGGAAUGUUGGCUUGAGUAUGACUAACAGUUAAAUAACUGAGACUACAAAACUGAGACGAAAUAAAACACAGAGCAUGGUCCUGGAAUUUUAGAUGAGAAAAUCACAAUGAAAACGAUUUAUUAUGUGAACCGGAGGCAGCAGCUUUAAGGAAAAAUACGCCCAUGCUUGCGUCUGUGGACGGGUGGCGAUUAUGCGGACAAGAAAGAAAAUCUCUGCGCCUAGCCGGAACGAAAUUGGACGGCGAUGAAUGAAACGUGAUAGAAGAUAAACGUUUAAAUCCUCAAACAUUUCGAGGGAAAUUAAAGUGGGCUAGAGAUAUAACUUUGCAUCACUUGGCCACGACAGUGAGAUCCCCUGCCAACGAAUGGAAAGAUUUAUGCGAUCCUUGAAGGGUCCUUGGUGUGGUGAUGCGAAAGGUGAAUACUAAUAAAUAGCAAGAGAAGAAAAGUGAAGUGAAAAUCUGGUGAAAACACAGGGCCGAAAGUAUGAAUCGGUGGAGUGAACAUGUGCGGUGGUGAUGGUGGUCGGGUCGUUAGUGAAAAUGAGCAUCUUAAAUGAGGGAUAAACACAGCGACGCGGUUCAGUGAACAAGGAGGACCCAACCAGCAUAGAUGGAUCGUAAAAGAAAUUCGAAAUUUUCCGGCGCAGAUAAGCAUAACCUCUUGUGAUCCGUUACUUGCUCCAGGAACGAUAACUUCAGCAGCGGGGAUUAUGGCCGAUCUGCAGGCGACCAUUGAGUUUGCCGUGGAGCUGUACAAGUUCUACAAUGUUGAUCUGUUCCAGCGGGGAUUAUAUCAAGUUCGAUGUUCAUUGAGAGUAUCACCCCGGUUGCCGGUACAGGUGGAGACCUGUCUGCCAGACGCAACGACCACGGGAGUGCCUUCAUCUGCGAGUAAUGUCUCGGCAUCAUCGGCUCCACCCAGCAGCAGUAGCGGUAUCGGUGGAGGUGGAGUUGGAGGCGGAACUAGUAUCGGGAGCGGUGCUAGUGGAUGCACCGCCAGCAAUGGCACGGGCAGCAAUAACGGACAGCCGGGAUCGGCAUCCAGUAGCGCCAACACACCCAAUUCCACUAAUUCUUCGAAUGCUUGCAAUGCAGGCACUACCAGCAGCACCAGUGGCAUCGGAGGCAGUAGUAGCGGCGGCCUAAGCGGAUCUCCAACGGCUACGGCAGGCACGACGGGCUCCAAUGCUACAAUCAUCGACGACUGUGGCGCCUCACGUGUGUUCCAGAUACUGUAUCGCAACGAGGAAGUAUCACUGCGUGAUGUUAUUAUGUUCCGGGCACAUUUGCUAGUUGACAGCCGCCAUCUGAAGGAAUCCAUCGAACGGGCGGAAUUUUCGCUCAAUCUGGAGCUGUGGUUCGGCGAGCAGACGACGGGCAACGUGCUGAGUCUGGCCUCGACGCGGACGCUGCAGCUCAACUUUCACCCGGGCCGGGGCUUGCACUACCAUCUGCCGGUGCUGUUCGACUACUUUCAUCUAGCAGCGGUCAGCGUGGGGAUCCAUGCCAGCCUGGUGGCGCUGCACCAACCCUACAUCAAUGCUCCGAAGGCGACCAAACCCUGGAUCGGGGGCUCGAAGCUGAAUUGUCGGGGUGGCAAUUCGCCUGGCCCACUGGAGGCCAUCUUCUUCGGGCCGCAAGUGGGAGGAGGGGCCAAGUGCGGCGGUGGAUCAGCUGGUCGCCUGUUGCACGCCCGCAACGUCCAUAAGGAAAUCUGUGCCUUGCUGCUGGGAGCGCUUGAAUCGCUGAGGCUUUCGUUACAGGAAUUUUGCACGGUGCUGCCGCAUCAAUGGGCAGCGCUGACGGGGUCGACACCCCUGUCCAACCUGGACACCGAACAAAGACUGAAGAAGCUGGCCGAUUCGGCGAAGUUAAUGGACACUGAAGAUGAUUUAGCGGCACGAGCCAAUUCCGAUAUAGCACAACUGUGUGCAGAAUGUAUACUCUACUGGAGACGAGUACUCUCGGCGGCCACUCAACCCUCGGUACACAGCCUGCUCGCCAAGAAGCAUCACACGUUACGAGUUCGCCGUUUUGCGGAGGGAUUUUUUGUUAUUGAAAACCCAAGACACGCCGCUAGUGGAUGCUAUGACUCAAACUACCAAAACUACGUGUCCAUAUGUGAAAUGGCUCGGAGGUCCAGAUAUCUCUCGUCUCUCCCACCAUUACCUGUGCAUUGCACUGCAUUAGACGGUGAUGCCAAUUCUUUACCAUUGAUCUUCGAAGAUCGUUACACAGAUUCCAAGGACUACAGCAAACGGCGAUCUGGUAGCGAACCUCACUUGAACGGGCAUCAUAGUGGAACUCUUGGGAAGAUGAAAAAUCAUCAUCAUCCAAAUAAAAUAGUUCCCAUUGUUAACAACAAGGAAUGCUCAUGUGGAAUUGCAUCUUGUUAUAUUGAACCCAUACCAAAAAUGUGCAAUAAUUAUAUGGGGCUAAUGACAACCCGCUAUGCCUUGGGAGGUGAUAUUCUGCAAGCAAGCUUAACGAUAACCCCAGCAGCAGCUGCAUCACAGAAUGGUAUUUGUUCCAAAACUCUUUCUCGACAUUCAGUUUCUACGCUUGUAGAGCCUGAGUGUCAAUGGGAUCAGUUCAAAGCUGUCUACGCCCCAGGAACAGCUAUUACAGGUGGCACUCUUCCUACGCGACAUAGCAAGUCACUGGAUCAACUUGAAACUCAGAAUAACACCUCCUCACUUCCCCGACAACACGUCCAUAACGUCAAUUAUGAUAACUUUAAUCAAAAACAAAUCAUAUACCAUCAACCGGGGAAUGCAAUUAUUCAAGCGAUCCCAUCCAAGCCUAAAAAGAAUCCUGUACAAGCUGAAGACCUUCUGAAGAACAUAAAUGAGUUCAGAGAAAAAUACAAAAAUCCUGGAGAUCCUCGCAAAACAACAAACUCCAACAGCUCUAACAGCACCAGCAUAUACGAGGUAAAAGAUAUAGCUCAUCACACAGUAAACAACGUGCAAACUCUAAACAGAAUGCCUAAGCAGAUCAACGGAUAUGCCGUACCGAGAACAGACUACAUCCAUGAAUUGAAACACCACAAUCAAACACCAAUGAAGCAUGAAUCAAAUGGCCAACAAGCACCACAAAUGCAAUCUUGUUACUACAACUCUCUACCGAAAAACGCAGGCAUGGGUCUUUCAAUACCACCAAGAAACUCAUAUCCCCCAAUUCGUAGUAAAAAGCAACAAUCUACUGGAUCUCUGAACACCACAAACGAAUCGAACACAAUACCUCGUAGCAACUCCUCCCAAAUGCUGCGAAUACAAAACGGAACGCCCAAUAUAAACAGCAACACAUUGCCCCAUCGACCGGUAGAAUUUGCUCGGAUAAGAGUUUCCGACUUCAAACAGAUGGUCAACAAUCAGCGACGAAACAGUAAAGGAGCCAACGGCACUAACGAAUCCAGUAGUUCAAAUAGCCCAGCCAUAACUCCAAAGACUCGCAUCAAACAAAGACGACUACUGUCGUCAGCCAGCGUUCCCUUCAAACUGGAAAAUCUGGAACUGGAACAAGCAGGAGGCACGGCUGGCUUCAGUGAAAGUUUGCCCAACCUCGCACCUCCACCGGCCUUUAGCAAUUCUCCGAUGCCACCGAUGCGAUUGAGGCGGCGCCAUUCCAGCAGCGAAUCAACGUCAUCGUUGAGCGAACAAUCGGGAUGGGUUUCCAGUCGAAGAAGCACAGGACCCUCUAGUCCGGACACGCUGAGAAACGAUCAGAGAAUUGUGAAUGGUGAACAGCUACGGAAGAAGCUGCUUAAACUACUAAACGAUCAACCCCGACUAAUGGACAGGAAAAACAGCAAUCAGUCGAACAUAAGUGAAUUUCUGGUUCGGAGCAAUCAAAGUUCGAUGAAAUCUAAGUCCAACACUGAUAAUAUAAAGAGCUCUGUUCAAAUUGAAAACUGGAACAACCUAGAAAAGGAAUGGAACGAGCCACGAUCGAUACAGAAAGGUACUGAAGGCAGGCGAAACACUCAACAUUCUACAAUGGAAGGACGUCACCAGAAAAGGAGUACUAAGAAAGAGAAAUCUAAAUCUGACUUCGAUUUAGCUAACAUCUCCGACUACGUAUUUGACGAUCUUCGAUUACUUCCUCCACAGCAAUUUCGUGACUUGGCACCGCCGCCACCAGACGAAUUCAGAGACCCUCCUUCUUUGAUAGAGGAUAUUCAAAAAGAGCUACCACCUGCUCCUAAAAUUAUACCUCCAUCAAAUCCCAUACCGCAACCUGCAGCUCCUCAUCAAACUCAACAGCCCCAACAACCAGUGCAGCCACCACCCCAACAGCCUUCUUCAAUUCUAAUUCCCCAGACUCAAGCUCUGCCUUCAAUGAUCGUACAGCAACAGCAGAUCAUUCCAGCAGCACAACAGUAUCAAAUUGUUCCAGUUCAACAAAUCAUCCAACAGCCACAGUACAGCAAACCAAUUCAACCACCGAUAAACCAGCAUCACUACAUCAAGAAAUACGAAUUACAAGCCAUCGACAACCCACUCUACCACAUCUACGAGGUAGUCAAAGCUCCACGUCCAGUGCUUAAAUCGCAGAGCUCCAGCGAGCUGGCCGCCAUGGCCAAAUGCGCCGAAACGCUGAACAAUCCCAAUGCAAUCAUCAACAAUAGCAUACCGCAGCAAAACGGCCUCAUGAACCACACCGCUCAGGAGAACCCAAUUCCACCGGAGCGGAAAUCUUCCAUGCGUAAUCUGGAACGAAUCCAGCAAAAACCGGAAGAAGACGAAAACAAGAAACGUGUUGAUCCACCCAUGCAACUUCUCGAGUUCGAGAAGUGCCGGGAAGAGUUCCGCAAGCAAAUCAGCUACUCCGGCUCGAUCUACUCCGACUAUCAGAAACUGGCAUCCGAAAUGCCAUACUUCCACAUCAGCGACGAGUUUCGACCAUUCUCCACCAAUGGUCUCCAUCUGGUCAUAUGUGUUCACGGUCUCGAUGGAAACUCCGCCGACCUAAGGCUAGUGCGAACCUAUCUGGAACUAGGUUUACCCGGAGCCCAUCUGGAAUUCCUGAUGUCCGAACGCAACCAGGGAGAUACGUUUUCCGACUUCGAGACAAUGACCGACCGGUUGGUAGCCGAAGUACUCUAUCACAUAGAAACGUACCAGCUGAAUCCGACGAGAAUUUCGUUUGUCGCCCAUUCCCUGGGAACGAUCAUCGUUCGAUCGGCACUAGCACGGCCUCAGAUGCGACCGCUACUGUCGAGGUUGCACACCUUCCUGUCGCUGUCUGGGCCCCACCUGGGAACGCUGUAUAACUCCAGCGGGCUGGUGAAUAUGGGUAUGUGGUUCAUGCAAAAGUGGAAGAAGAGUGGUUCUCUUCUGCAGUUGUGCCUACGCGAUGCACCCGACCCUCGGCAAAGUUUCCUGUUCCGGUUGAGUCAACGCAGUACCCUGCACCACUUCAAGAACGUUCUCCUGUGUGGCUCCUCCCAGGACCGGUAUGUUCCUCCGCACUCGGCUCGGCUAGAGUUGUGUAAGGCCGCUGUCAGAGAUCAGUCUAACCUCGGUGUCGUCUAUCGAGAAAUGGUGCACAAUAUUAUCGCGCCGAUGUUGGCCAGACCGGAUCUUACGCUGGCCCGGUAUGAUGUACAUCAUGCACUUCCGCACACGGCGAAUGCCCUGAUUGGUAGAGCCGCUCACAUUGCGGUUCUUGAUUCGGAAUUGUUUAUUGAAAAGUUCUUACUAGUUGCUGGAUUGAAAUAUUUUAGCUAGCUGAUUGACCCUCAGGUUAAAUUUGAUGGAAGAGACAGGACAAAUGAAAGGCGUGGAUGUAGCAUUGUAAUCCACCGAAGAGCAAUACAGAUAGAUGUUAUCGUUUCACUCUACUGUUGAUAGAUUGAUGUCUUUGUGAGCUGGAAAUGCGAAAGGAAACUGAUGAAUGUUAUAUCGAAAGGAAUAAACGUAAAGCAUUGGAUCGAGGUAAAAUUUAACUUUCUAUCGUAGGUUUAAUUAUUGACAGCUAAGUAGACAUAACCCCAAGUCGUGAAAAAGUGAACCAACUCAACCCCGAAAUCUUGAAAAGUAAAACAUUAUAAAAAAAACUGACUGAAUCUAAGCCUAAGUUAAAUUUUGUUUAACGGUAAAUAUGUUUUAUACUGUAUUCUAGAACUAUAAACUUAAAGUAACAUGGAAAACGAUGCAAUUGGUACAGGGUCAACAAGUUGUUUGAAAUUGGCUGUAAGUGUGGUUUAUCUAAUCAAAAAUAAUCAGAAGUAGUUAAUGGGAAAUAAGUCUCUUCUGAAGAACUUCAUACAAAAGAUUAAUCUCCACUGCCGGCUGUUGAUUCAAUCGUGAUUAGUUAGUGGGAUUUUUGAGCAUAAUUUUGAACCGAUCGCUUCUAUAAUACUCAGUUUUGUACAUGUUCUUUGUAUUAGUGGCGUGAAUUGUUGUAAAUUGAUCAAAUACAUAUACUUUGCAUAAAUGAGACUGACUUAAAUCUAAACCACAAACUGGAAAACAAGAGAACAAAACCAAAAAGUAGGUAUAUUAAUCAUUUUUAGUAGAUCAUCCACAAACAAACAAAAAAUCCACCACAUAAUUGGGAAGCAACAUUACGAUAUUCGAAAACAUUUUACGGAAGUAGUUAGCGUAGCAAUUUUAAGUACAUAUAAGUGAAAUUAUUGCAGGACAUGAUUUUAGUUAUGCCUUCAUAGACAGGCAAAUAAAUGUUGACCAAAUUUAAAAAUUCUCAAUUACCUUUCGAACAUUGGCAAAAUCUACGUAAAAAUUAGAAAAUCAAACUUUUUUGUAGAAAAAGUAUACAGUCGAUUUAAAAUUAUUCUCAUAGUUUAGCAAGUAUUGUGAUGAAAAUAUACACUUUGGCCUGAUCGUAUAAAAUGUGCCAAAAAACAGUUUAAAGUCAUAUUUAGAACGUAUCUACCCUAUUGUUUCAUGGUAUUCAGAAAUACAUUUUUUACCCAGAAUCAUCUUAUAUAACACAGUUCUGCUAUUCACAAAAGGGUCCUUAUCUUGGUCCUUACGGUAGACUUUUAGUUUCUCAUACAGAAAAAGAUCAUCAUUAUAGUAUGAGAAUUUUUGAUCUCAUACAAAGAUACAAUUGAGUUAUUUCAAACAUGCAUGAGAGUUUCUUCUUCAAAGUUUAAAAAUCAUGAUCAUACUGAUAAUUUAAUUCCGGUUUUUCUGUUUCUCCUGUUAUAUAUGAAUGGGCUUUGUUUAGUGCUCAAAAAACUGCAGCUUCCGAUUCGUAUGCAGAUCGUCAUGGGAUCAAUCCCUGACUCGUCCAUCUUUUUUUGUAUCUUUCCAAUCAUUUUUUCAUUUUUCUCAAGAGACGAACCGGCCAAGGGCUGAAAGUCUCUUAAAUAAAGAAAAAUCAAUCAAUAAAUUUCUCUCUGCAUAUGCGUCUAAUGUGAAUAUGCUCACAGCCAUCAAUAUAAUCAGAAGCGGAUUGAAAAGGUGUUUUCUUACCACUAUCUCCCCAUCACAUAUUCCAUCAUAUUAAGCAUUCAAAUCGGAAACCCGCAUAUUUACUAAUGCCGUUUUUCUUUAUUAUCCAGUUCCAACCUGGGUUGGAACUGGAUCAGAUCACAGUUUCAACCCCAACCCGACUUCGGUUUCGCUUGUACUAAAGUUUGUUUGACGUUGUUUGUUUACAUAUUUUCCGCCAAUCCAGUUCCAACCCAGGUUAAAAAAGAAAAACGGCAUAAGUCUUAUCAUCUUCAAAGUAGCCUACUACACCACAACAAUCAGACGGCAAAUCACACACAAAUGUGAACCUUUGCCAAACAGCCAUUUCUCAACAUCUCCAUGAACUUGCUCAUUCGCAGUAAUAUUCCUAUCGACACCAACAUUUCAAAAUGUUAAAAAUGCUUUAAAAAUACUCCCUAAAAAAAGCUACUGAUCAUGUUUCAUUCAUUUCUCACUUGCGAUCUAUCUCAUCGUCGGACAAAGGAGGAUUUUAUGUCUCUAUUUGCGUUAAACAUUUUGUAAUUCAGCACUUUCACAAUUCGACCGGCCGAAUUUAAAGCAACACGAUCUCUGUAUAAAGAUUAAUAGCGAUUGGUUGGUUUAAAAUUCAAAGAACUUUUGAGAAGAAUAAUAUGCAUUGAAAUUUACGCAUCCUAGAAUUUUCAGUGGUAAUAUAGAGCAGGACGAAGAAACUCACAUGCAUUCUAACACCAUCAACUACAUUUAAAAACUAAUUUGGUUCUAGUUAUUGAGCUGUAAACACAUUUGUUUCCCUUUAAAUUUGGCAGGCCUCGUAAUCUGGAGUGGGCUGUUGCAGUCAAUUAUUCAGAAAAAAAAUCUUUUCAACAUUGAAUAUAUACCUACGUGACAGAAAUUCGUCAACGAUUGUUUAUGGGAAAAAUAUAAAACACCAAUUUCAUACUUAAAUAAAGGACAGAAAAUGUAGUUAAAUCAGACUAAAAUAUCACUACGAAUAGAAAGGGUCGAACGGUGGACUAAAUUUUUAGCAAACAAAUUGUUAAAAACAACCUCAAUUCGAUAAAAUCAAAACCAACCGGUAAAAGCAAAUCAAAGCAUAGCUGUCCAGUCGCAAUAUUCAAAACAAAUAUUCCUGAUAUGCAGUAACAGACACACGAUGACAUACCAUUGCGAAAGCUAAAUGAAAACUCUUAACCCAGUUACAAUGAUAGACUACAGUUUAUUCACCUAUGAUAGCAGAUAAACGUAAAUGUUCAAAAGAGUAACCCAAGAAGAAAGAAACAUCACCAAAAUAAUCAAACCAAACAUAAAAAUUAGCAUGUAGGGCAAAAGCAUAGGUACCGUUCAUUUUCAAAAGUCAUUUACCAUUGAACACUGAAAUACGAUAGGUACAUAAGAAAAUACGAUUCAGGGUUUUGGUAUAGAAGAAAUGCGCGUUAAAAGGAUCAAGGAUCUCGAUUUGUAAGGUUUUGAAAAGAAAAGUGCUAUAGAUGCGGCCAAUACUGGAUUUUGCAAAUCAAAUGUUAGCCGAUCUUCUGAUUGCAGUAUAAGAGUCUAUAUGAUAGAAUGAAAUUUAAAAGUCUCUAUUUUUCUGACAUCUCGUUUUCUCUUGUCCGUUGAAACUUGUCUCAUAAGUAAAGUGCAUCCACUUUACACCUUGUUCAAUAAUAAACACCUUUUCUUUCGACUAUAACUCUCUCGAUCAGUAGCGACAAACGAGACGUCCGUACUUUCCUUGCUCUGAUGUCAUCUUAAAAAAAAACUAGCCAAAUCUUCCCAUACACUAAAAAAACUGUUGUUGUUUGCAAACUAGGAGAGAAUUAACUGCAAUGAAUCUGAAAAGAAGGAAUUUUAACAAGCGUUUACCAAAGGAAUGUCUUUAUUCUUCGAACAUGUAUAAGAAACCAAAACUAGAAUCAGAAGAACUAAAUGGAAUGUUGUAACGGUAAUAGAGGACAUAUAAUCGAACAAAUUGGCGAACGAAAAUAGAAAAAAAAAAACAGAAUGGAUGUAUGCAGAUGUUACAGAUUAUUGGAAUUAAAAAUAUUAUAGUGAAGAAGGAAACAAUUGUAGAGAUUAGAAUAGUGAAACAAUUAACUGCAACAGUUGGUAGCGAUAGAGAAAUAAAAUUAGAAAAUUUA